This is a messenger RNA of Melospiza georgiana, 4087 nucleotides long. It is a transcript of the gene ITGA8, whose product is annotated as integrin subunit alpha 8. The transcript is spliced from 30 exons. Gene Ontology annotation, molecular function: integrin binding. The record is from RefSeq and is a predicted model, not a curated record. Bases 1 to 3156 code for a protein of 1051 amino acids. Gene Ontology annotation, biological process: cell adhesion mediated by integrin; cell-cell adhesion; cell-matrix adhesion. Gene Ontology annotation, cellular component: integrin complex; external side of plasma membrane. NCBI's taxonomy places the organism in Eukaryota, Metazoa, Chordata, Aves, Passeriformes, Passerellidae.
AUGCUGCCCCUCAGCCGCGGGCGGCCCCGCCGCUGGCAGCGCCCCCUGCUCCUCCUGUCAGCGCUGCUCUGGGCGCCGGCGCUGGUGGCUUUCAACCUGGACGAGGAGAAGCUGACGGUGUACAGCGGGCCCCCGGGCAGCUACUUCGGCUACUCGGUGGACUUCUACAUCCCCGACCCCAGCACGGUCAGUGUCCUGGUGGGAGCCCCCAAAGCCAACACCUCGCAGCCGGACAUCGUGGAAGGAGGAGCGGUGUACUACUGCGCCUGGCCCGGCGCCCGGUGCCGGCAGAUCCCCUUCGACAACACCAACAACAGAAAAAUUAAAGUCAAUGGCACCAGGGAACCUAUUGAAUUUAAGACAAAUCAGUGGUUUGGGGCAACAGUCAAAGCUCAUAAAGAGAAAGUUGUGGCUUGUGCUCCUCUGUAUCAUUGGAGAACCCUUAAAGACAGCCCUGAGAAGGACCCUGUUGGCACCUGCUAUGUAGCAAUCCAGAACUUCAGUGCCUAUGCUGAAUAUUCACCUUGUCGCAACAGCAAUGCAGAUCCUGAAGGACAAGGCUUUUGUCAAGCAGGUUUCAGCUUGGAUUUUUACAAGAAUGGAGACCUGAUAGUAGGCGGGCCCGGUAGUUUUUAUUGGCAAGGUCAGGUAAUCACAGCAAGUGUUGCAGACAUCAUUGCAAAUUAUUCCUUCAAGGAUAUUCUGAGGAAACUGGCACGAGAGAAGCAAACAGGAGUGGCACCACCCUCGUAUGAUGACAAUUACAUGGGAUACUCAGUGGCUGCUGGGGAAUUUACUGGGGAUUCUGAACAAGAGCUGGUUGCUGGAGUCCCAAGGGGUGCACAGAACUUUGGCUAUGUCUCAAUUAUUAAUUCCUCUGACCUGACCUUUAUCCAGAACUUCACUGGUGAGCAGAUGGCGUCCUAUUUUGGGUACACAGUUGCAGUAUCUGAUGUUAACAAUGAUGGUUUAGAUGAUAUCCUAGUUGGUGCUCCUCUUUUUAUGGAACGAGAAUUUGAGAGCAAGCCUAAAGAAGUUGGGCAAGUUUAUCUGUACCUGCAAGAAAGUGCAUUCCUCUUCCAAGAUGCACAAAUUCUGACAGGCACUGAAGUGUUUGGUAGAUUUGGCAGUGCAAUCACUCACCUUGGGGAUCUCAAUCAGGAUGGAUAUAAUGACAUUGCUAUUGGUGCACCAUUUGCAGGAGAAGACAGAAGAGGGAAAGUGCUCAUUUACAAUGGACACAGCAAUGGGUUAAACCCUAACCCUUCCCAGGUUCUCAAUGGAGCCUGGGCCUCUCAGUCCAUGCCUUCGGGAUUUGGCUUCACUCUGAGAGGAGACUCUGAUGUAGACAAGAAUGAUUACCCAGAUUUAAUUGUGGGUGCAUUUGGAGCUGGAAAAGCAGUUGUUUACAGAGCCAGACCUGUUGUGACAGUGAAUGCUCAUCUUAUUCUGAACCCCAUGAUUGUGAAUCCAGACAAUAAAACCUGUCAGCUCCCCAACUCUCAGCUUUUGGUGGCCUGCUUUACUGUAAGAGUCUGCGCAGAUUUUGAAGGUCAAAGUAUCUCAGAUGAGAUAGUGCUGAAAGGUGAAUUGCAGUUAGAUUCAUUGAAACAGAAAGGAGCUGUUAAGAGAACCCUCUUCUUUGAUUACCAUCAGUCACAUCACUACUUCUCCAUUGUGAUAGAAAGACAGAAACAACUCCAUUGCCAGGACUUCCUUGUUUAUCUCAGAGAUGAAACAGAAUUUAGAGAUAAAUUAUCUCCUAUCAAUAUAAACUUCAAUUAUAGUUUGGAUGAGACCAGUUUUGAAGAUAGUUUCACUGUGAAGCCAAUCCUGAACUAUUACCAGAAAAACUCACUAGCAGAGCAGGCUUACAUUCUGGUUGACUGUGGGGAGGACAACUUAUGUAUUCCUGACUUGCAACUUUCUGCAGUGCCGGAUACAGAUCAGCUAAUAAUUGGAGAAGAAAACUGUGUCAUGCUCAUAAUAAAUCCAAGGAAUGAUGGGGAAGGAGCCUAUGAAGCUGAGCUACAUAUAAAGAUUCCACCCGAAGCAGAUUACACCGGGGUCGAACGCAACAACAAGGCCCUGCGUGUGUUGAGCUGUGAUUACAAGAUGGAAAAUGAAACUAGAAUGGUGGUUUGUGAUCUUGGGAACCCCAUGGUGGCUGGCGCAAACUUCUCUGCAGGCAUUCGAUUUUCUGUUCAGCAUUUUGAAAAUGCAGACUUCAGCAUCAAUUUUGAGCUGCAAAUAAAAAGUUCUAACAAGAUAAAUCCCACCAGCAACUUAGUGAACCUCCAUAUCAACAUCAGUGCUGCAGCUCAAGUACAGAUCAGAGGAGUGUCUCACCCCCCAACAAUUAUUUUGCCACUUCACAACUGGGAACCCAAAGAUGAACCUACAAAAGAAGAAGAAGUUGGUCCUUUAGUAGAACACAUCUAUGAGCUGCACAAUAUAGGACCAAGUGCCAUCAACCAUACAGUUCUCCAUGUUGGUUGGCCUGUGUCCAGUAGAGAAGAAUUUCUUCUUUAUAUUCUCCACAUUCAGACACAUGGACCAUUGCACUGUCAAACAAGCUAUCCUAUUAAUCCAAUGCAAAUAAAGUUUGCUGUUCCAGAAGACACUCCUGAACUUGCUGCUUUUUUAUAUAAUUCCACAAUUUCUCAUUACAUCAGGAGAAGGGAUGUUGCCGUGGCAGAACCUCACAGGAAAAACUCUGCAAGAAUAUUGAACUGUACAAAUGUGAAGUGUGUCCUAAUUUCAUGCACUGUGGGACUGCUGGAAAGAGGAAAGAGUGCUGCACUAAAAAUCAGGUCCCGGCUCUGGGCACAAACAUUCCUGGAGAGAAAAAAUUAUCUCUACAGUCUUUCUUCCAAUGUUUCCUUUGAAGUUAAGAGCAUGCCAUAUAAAGUGCAACCAGCAAAGCUCCCUGAGGGAAGCAUAGCAAUCAGAACAUCUGUCAUUUGGUCCACCCCAAAUGUGUCCUUUGAGAUCCCUUUAUGGGUUAUAAUACUAGCCAUUCUUCUUGGACUGCUAGUACUAGCUCUACUGACCCUAGCUUUAUGGAAGUGCGGCUUCUUUGACAGAGCUAGACCUCCUCAAGAUGACAUGGCUGACAGGCAGCAGCUGACAAAUAACAAGACUACUGAUGCAUAAAGGAAGAGAGUGACAGUUCAAGUCAGAAUCCUGCCUGAGAGACUAGAAACAUGACGAGGAUUAAAUGAAAGAUUCCUUCCUACCAGUCUUCCUUUGUACCUGCAAGUGACAUGUUGUCGAUCUGAUCUAUGCAAUGUUCUGAGAACAUGCCACAUGAUGGCCAUCCUUGCCAAAGAAAGUAACUUAUCACUGCCUUACAAACAUAUUUUCCACUGAACAGAAUGUUUAUCCCAUAUUCCAGUCAGUGUACGUUUCAGCAGAUGCUUCUGAGCACAUGUGGUAUGCUGAGAUGCUUCCAGAACAAGCCCAGAUCUCUCAAGGAGAGAAUGCCUUCAUUGCUGGAUUGGCUAGAAGAUGAAGCAGGACAAACCUUCUGAAUGCUACUGUAUCAUGCAGAGUAUCUUUGAAACCUCCCUAAGAACUUCUAUGAAAUUAUGGCUCAGGGAGACAGGCAAUAUAUCAGUACUGUGAAAGUACUUCUGAAACACAAAGGUAAUCUAUAAAUACCUUUAUAGAUGGGGCACAAUUAUUUAUUUUUCCACCUUUUUGUAAUAAGUAUCUGAUAUAAUCAUCAACAUAGAUUUUGAGAGAAGGAAAAAUAAUAGAAAUCAUGUACUUACUUUGCAUGUAAAUAGAAGAGUAAAUGCAUUGUACACCCAGAACACAACCUCCUUGGCUAUGAGGUGUUUUGCAAAGCAGAAAAUUUAUGGAACACUUUACAAGAUGAGACAUAUGAUAAGCAAGUACAUGUUGUAUCUCUUUCAGCCCAGAGCUGGCAGUAUCACAUCAAGAUAACUAAAUCCAUGCACAAUAUAGAGCAGGGAUGAGUUGCCCUGUUCUUGCUUUGCUGAUGGCUGGCAGCUGUACACUGACACAGGUUACAGACAUUUCUGAAACACUGCUUUAAAUUAUCACAGCCACACUGGUGAUA